ACAAGCUAGAUGCAGACUACAUCAAGAGGUACCUGGGGGACCUGACCCCGAUGCAGGAGAGCUGCCUCAUUCGCCUGAGGAAGUGGCUGCAGGAGACACACAAAGGCAAAAUCCCAAAGGACGAGCACAUUUUGAGGUUUCUGCGUGCCCGGGACUUCAACAUCGAUAAAGCAAGAGAGAUCCUUUGCCAGUCACUGACCUGGCGUAAGCAGCACCAGGUAGACUACAUUCUGGACACCUGGAACCCUCCACAAGUACUCCAGGAUUACUAUGCAGGAGGCUGGCAUCACCAUGACAAAGAUGGUCGCCCACUGUACGUUCUGAGGUUGGGGCAGAUGGACACCAAAGGCCUAGUGCGAGCGCUGGGGGAAGAGGCUUUGCUUCGAUACGUUCUUUCAAUAAAUGAAGAAGGACUGAGGCGAUGUGAGGAGAAUACAAAAGUGUUUGGCAGGCCAAUAAGCUCUUGGACCUGCCUAGUAGAUCUGGAAGGCUUGAACAUGCGGCAUUUAUGGAGACCUGGUGUCAAAGCAUUGCUGAGGAUCAUUGAGGUGGUUGAAGCUAAUUACCCUGAGACUUUGGGUCGUCUUCUUAUCCUAAGAGCACCUCGAGUAUUCCCAGUUCUUUGGACACUGGUUAGCCCAUUCAUUGAUGACAACACUAGAAAGAAAUUCCUUAUUUAUGCUGGAAAUGACUACCAGGGUCCUGGGGGGCUGCUGGAUUACAUCGAUAAAGAAAUUAUCCCUGAUUUCCUUGGUGGAGAGUGCAUGUGUGAAGUACCAGAGGGUGGGCUGGUUCCCAAGUCCCUCUACCGGACAGCAGAAGAGUUGGAAAAUGAAGACAUAAAGCUCUGGACUGAAACAAUCUACCAGUCUGCAAGUGUCUUCAAAGGAGCUCCACACGAGGUUCUCAUUCAGAUUGUGGAUGCCUCAUCAGUGAUCACAUGGGAUUUUGACGUGUGCAAGGGUGACAUCGUUUUUAACAUCUUCCAUUCCAAAAGAGCUCCACAGCCUCCUAAAAAGGACUCUCUGGGAGCUCACAGUAUUACAUCUCCUGGCGGGAACAAUGUCCAGUUGAUAGACAAAAUCUGGCAGUUGGGGCGUGAUUACAGCAUGGUGGAGUCUCCCCUCAUCUGCAAGGAAGGGGAGAGUGUGCAGGGCUCCCAUGUGACCAGGUGGCCUGGCUUCUAUAUUCUGCAGUGGAAAUUCCACAACAUGCCUGCCUGUGCUACAACCAACCUGCCUCGUGUGGAUGAUGUACUGGCAUCUCUGCAGGUCUCCUCUCACAAAUGUAAAGUGAUGUACUAUACAGAAGUGAUAGGAUCUGAAGAUUUCAGGGGAUCUAUGACCAGCCUUGAAUCAAGCCACAGUGGAUUCUCCCAGCUCAGUGCUGCCACCACCUCUUCUAGCCAGUCUCAUUCCAGCUCCAUGAUUUCCAGGUAGUGCCACAACAGAUGAAAAGCAAAUGGAUGUGAUGGCUGGACCCUCGCCCGUGGCAGCUGACUGCAAUACAGCAUAUUCAACUGGCAAUUGUGCAAAAAAACCCCAUCCCAUAAAACCCUUUUAUAGAUAGUGAAGUAGCUGUUUGAAUUUUACACUUAGUGGUUUUGGUCUUUGUUAGAUCCAACAGCUUGUCUCUUAACUUUAACCCUUUUUCCUAACUCAGCCAUAUAAAUAUUUUUGCAAGUUUGCUUGCACAAAUCCUAACUCUGAACACAAGGGCUCUUGUUGAAAGGAAAAACAACCAGUGCAUCAGUUAAGAAUGUUUGGUUUUUAAACUGUGCAAUUGUUACAAAGCAAAAAAAAAAAGAGAGAGAAACCCUACCAAAAAUGCUCCAUAUAGUGCAUUAGAGAUCAACUGCAAGUCUGUCAGGACAUUCCUUGCCAUCCUAAGGAAAACCCCCUGUGAUCUUCCAGUGCUGCAAACUGUUCUCCUGUUGCCACUAAUGAUGUCCAAGACAAAGGGAAGCAGUUGCUGGAUACUUGACUUUGUGAGUCCGUUUUUUUCAAAGCAUGCCCACAGAGCU
Messenger RNA from Acanthisitta chloris (rifleman), 2023 nucleotides. RefSeq names its product SEC14-like 1 (S. cerevisiae) (gene SEC14L1). Gene Ontology annotation, molecular function: RIG-I binding. The annotation marks the transcript as partial. The record is from RefSeq and is a predicted model, not a curated record. Gene Ontology annotation, cellular component: cytoplasm; cytosol. NCBI's taxonomy places the organism in Eukaryota, Metazoa, Chordata, Aves, Passeriformes, Acanthisittidae. Gene Ontology annotation, biological process: negative regulation of RIG-I signaling pathway. The transcript is spliced from 10 exons.